GCCGUGCGAAAACGACGGGGCGACCGAACGCGCGGCCGUCAGACGCGGACGCCGGACGGACCAACGCAGAUUUGCCGAGUGUAGAACGGCACCGGCACGCAGUACGACACGGUCGUCCGACUAGUUCUGUGCGCGCGCGCGAUUCCCCGACGUCGACGUUUGUAACGACGCGUGACUGUGACGCACCGUGGUGAACGAUAACGAUAAUAAUAUUCGGUAGUCGAAUAUUACCUUGAUUUGUAGUAGGAACCUACUACACAGGCAAUUAAUUUUACAUUGCCCGGCGGACAAAUUUCCCGAGCUUUUUUUUUCUUAUUCCACGAGUCCAGCGUAUUUUUAAGUCUCGACACUUUUCCGUUUUCGUGCGUACCUACGCAAUAAUAACAAAAUCUUUCGCCGUAUUUCCGCGAACCGAAGAACGCGCGCCUGACGAUGGACAACGCUUCGAUUUCGUCGGCGUCUUCCACCACGUCGUCCAGCGGGGCCACGGACGGCGACGAACUGUCGGCCGUGCUCAGCAGGCGGCAAAAGAUCAACGAGGCGCUGGAGGACGGCAAACCGGUGCCGCGGCAGUUUAAUAGGCGGGCGUCCUCCAAAAACGUGUUCCUCGAAUUCAAAGAGUUUUCGCGAAAACAGAUCAACGAGUACGAAGCGACGUUCAAAAAGUGAGUAUAAAAAUAUCGCUCAGAUCUCGGGAUAUUAUUGUUAUUAUUAUUAUUGUUACUAUCAUCAUCAUCGUCAGCAGGUAGGACACCUAUUUAUGUUUGGGUUUCCGCUCUCCGGUGAUUCCCCGUUUGCGUUUCCGUUCCGAAAUAAUAAUGUCUCGCCAAUAAGAAAAUAGUUCGUAUUAUUGCCCGUUUAGCGCCAAAAGCAAUGGUUUUCAUUGGGCUGCGCGCGGCUUUCCACGAUCAUCGCCCGAAAAUCGCGUGAGUGUUGAUAUCAGUCGCGGCGCGAGGGCGUGUUCGGCCCGGCCUUCACCCUAAAAGACGAGGGUUGCCAGAGAUAACGAUUAUUUUUGCACGCGCUCGUCGUUUUUCAUUCAUUGUUGUUAACCGUUCGGCAUUUGGCAUUUGACGCGCGUCAUCGGCCGUAGUCUAUAGGGGCACGAAUCAGGAAACUGACAUUUAAACGGAACGACGCGCGAUUGGUUAUUAUUAUUAUACUGCGGUGCUCGGCGUGCAAAAUCGCGAACAAUCCGGAAAACUGUCGUUUCUGCGUUUGCGCACAAACUUCCGGUUUUGUCGCUCCGCGACGUUUGCGACAAGUGCGACGUUUAUGUUCCGAAUUUCCACCCCCUCUACCCCCGGACGCAACGUAUAGAGUCGUUUCGAAAAAUUGAAUAAUAUCGAAAUUCCACAAUAUUGUCGAUAACACACCGGGCCGGGAAUCGUCGGUUUUUACCGAAUUUCCCUAUUUUUACAUUCGUGACUUUUACGCAGCCAUAUUUCGAUUUCCGGCUGCCCGAAGAUGUCCAAUAAAUAGAUAACUCCGGUGUACGUAUUACAGGUAUAGAUCGUACCCGCGGUUAAAUAUUUGGCCGCGGGCGUAUUAAUAUACCGAAUGCGGUAUCAGUAUAAUAACAACGCUGGACGAAUAUGUACAAUCGGAAAUAACUUUCGACCGGUUUUUCGGAAAUCCGACGCGACAUUUUAUACAAGUACGUAAACCAAUAUCGGUAAACUUCGAACCGAAACCGGACGCGCCGUUUGAAAAAUCUCCGCGCGGACGCACGUGACCAACAUCAAUAAUCACAAUAACAAUACGAUAAUUUCGAUUGAUACGAUAAUAUCGUGCGUGUCCGAUCGAAUUUUCGCCGUGCAAUAACAUGACAUUUAAGCGUUUUGUACGUGCACGUUACGAUAAUCUUCGGGUACAAAAUAACAAAAUAUACUUAAGUUUUAUUUAUCUGUUAUUAAUUAUUAUGCGCGCACCGACGAGGAAAGGUCAUAGUUUUCUUCUUUUUUUUUUUUCAGAUACAGGUUACCUUGCUAUGCUUACUUAUAAUACUAUGUUGCACAUUUUCUAAUUAAUUAUUAUGCGUGGUUAUACAGAUAGGUAUAAUAGUAUUGCCUAUUAGUUACGUCCUAACCUACCUGUAUAUCGGGCAUAUUAAUGUAUUGCGCACGACUCUCAAUAAGACAUAAUAUUUUAUAAUAGUUUUUUUUUUUUGGUCCGUGCCGAUUUUUUGCGUGAGUCAUUUGUCUUAAUGGAUUCUUUCAGUUCUCUCCCCCUCCCCCCGUUAUUCGUACGACUGUACAGAUGUAUAAUCGCGAAUAUUAUUCGAUAAUUAUUAUUCAAACAAUAAUGAUAAUUACUCGGGUGCGUCGUAUUCAUGUUCGUUAAUCAUCAUUACGGACGAUUUCCUUGCACGGUAAGUACCUUUAUGUAUACAUAAAAAAAGAAAAACACCUAUCUAGAUUCCCGUUUCCUCUACCGUCUAAAAAACGUUAAUGAAUAUUUAUGUAGACGCUCGUUCCGUUUAAUUAGCGCGGCGGUUUUAGAAAAAAAAUAAUAAUGUACAGUAUACACCUAUACUACACAGGUAAGGUAUUAAAAUGUGUACAAGAUACGGUACUUACUUAUAAAUUAUUAUACGACCGCUAUUGCAAUGAAAACUCUAGUGUAAACUGUGAUUAUCACGAAUAUUCGGUAGGUAUUUUCAAAAAAAAAAAAAAAUCGGUUUACUUCACACGGGGCGUUUCCGAAACCAACGAGGAAACCGUACAGUAAAUGAGGAGAAUGUAUACUAGGUGCCAUAACGAGUUUCCCCGUUUUAUACCGGGAAAUUAUCGAAUAAAAUGCUCGUCCCCGGGUAUAUUUUUUAUGAAACUUGUACACCGAAUUUUCGAUCGUUUUAAUGAAGCCCAAAAAGUUUUAUUCGCAUACUUACACGGGACUUGCACGAGUAUUAGUACUCGAAAUGGCCGUGAUUGUUUCAAAUUGUAUCCUACAAAUUGAAACUUUAUUUUUUUUAUUAUUAUUAUUAUUAUUAAGCUUCAACAUCUAAGGUUAUUAGGUUAUUAGCCUUGGGUACAUUAAACAAAAAUUAAAGUAGUAUAUUAUUAAAGUUCUUUUUUUAACAUGACACAUAUUGGUUAAUAAUGUUAUUCAAAGUUAUUUACAAUAUAAAUUUUAGUUAGAAACAUUUUUGAGGUGUUGUCUUCAUUGAGAGCUUCUUGUUUGUUCGGUAUUAGUAAGGUAUUUCUUGCAUUUUGGAAUUCUGGACAUUCUUGUGUGAUAUGUUUGAUAGUUAGGGAAACUAGGCAUUUGUUGUGUAUGGAUGGUGAAUCUUUACUAAUGAGAUAUGAGUGGAUUUUAAGAAAGUAUGCCCAAUUCUUGCUCUUGUGAUGGCGAUUUAACUUAUUAUUAUUAUUAUUAAACAAAUCCCGACUAUGGAUUUUCGAUGUUUGUAUUUUAUCGUACGAGUAACUUGUGCGGGUACCUUCACGUCAAAUUUUCGAGCAUUUAUAAAACCGUCGUCAUUCAUGACGCCCCAACCCAGUAUAGGUACGAUAUUUAAAGUUUCCUCAUUUAUAUCAGAAACGCUUUGCAUAUUGUAAUUAUUUUGAUAAACAAAUUAAUAGUCAGUAUAUGGUACCUAACGAUGAUAUUGAAUGCGGCAGUACUAUAGGUAUGUUGGACAUAAAAAGGUAAACAAAUUAAUGUUCACUAGAUUGCAGAUUUCCCAUGAUUUCUUAUGAUUUCGAAACAUUUUUGAAGAUAACCGGAGAUAACUUCAAAAAUAGGUCAGAUAGGUAGGUACUUAAUGAAUAUUUGAAUAUUAAUCGUGAGCUAUGGUGAAAUACUGUAUACUUAUAAACUAUUCGUUAAAAAACAGUAUAUACAUGUUUUAUAACGAGAGAACUUAGUGACUUAGAUAGUUUAGUGAAAUAUUAUAUCUAAAAGUAGGUUUAAUUAUUGGCCAAGUAUUAAGAAUAUUAUCGAUUAUUUUUAUUUAUUUGAAUAAAAAAAAACGUUUAACUCGAGUUAUUAAUGUAAUGUAUAGUUUAUUAUGUUAUACAACUUUAUUUUUUGUUUAACCAUUUAAUUAAACUUUGUGUAUUUUUACUACCUACGAUAAUAAAUAUUGCUUCGAUUACGAGAGUAAUAUCAUAAUAAUUCUACAUUAUGAUGUAAUACAUAAGUUUUGCACUUGUACUGGUAUGAUUUGUAUGCGAUGAAGACGGUUAUAAAAAAAAGCAUAUCGUUUUAAUACGAUGUGCCGUAUAAUAUUAUUUAUGGGUACUCGUAUCGUUCGUUAUUGCUCGAGUGAUCAUAAAACGAAUCUGCAUAUUAUUAUAGUUGCUUAUAAGUUAUUUAAAAAAUUGAAUCUUUUUCUUAUUAUUUUUGUUUAAUUAAAUGUUUAGUUUUUUUUUUUUUUUGUUUUAAUAAUAUUUGACCUUUAUACGGUUCGAGUGAUUAUUUAUUAUUUGCAUUUCAAAUACAUACCUUCAUAUAUAUCAUAUUAGGUGCAACGUUAUUUAAAUGUGUUUUCAAAAUUUCGUUUGUAUCAAAACUACGCCGACAUCCGUACACGCGAAGGAACUAAAUAAAUUAGUCAUAUCAAGAGAAUGUUUCUGUUUAAAAAAUAAUAAUAAUAAAUAAAAUAGUUUCACCAAUUUAUUUUCUAAUAUAAUAGCUAGAUAUUUGUGUGUGUGUGUGUGUGUGAAUUAUAAAUUUAAACAAAAACACCAAUAUAUCACAGAAAAAAUAUAAUCGUUUUUAAGUUUAAAAAUAUUUUUAUUUGAAAAAAAAAAUGUAUAUUAAUGAGUAAUGUACUCAUCGAUUAGAAAUUCGAGUAUUUUUAAAUAUCCAACCCUAUUAAUAUUAUGCAUUUUUUAUUUUUGUGAAAUUUACGUUUAGGAAAGAUGUAAAUAGGUGAUUGAUGUUUUUCAUCCCUUCGCCCUACAACUGUCGAACGGACUGAGAUGAAACUUUGCAUAGAUGUAUAGUUCCAGGAAUAACAUAUAGGCUACUUGUUUCCCUGACUUCAACUCUUAAAGGGGGGAUGGGGUGAAAAAGAGUAAUUGGUAUUUUUGGUACGAAAAUCGAAUUAUUUCGGUUGAUUUAUAGGUUACCUUGGUGAUACAGAUGUAAUAAAAUUAACGCCAUAUUAACCUGCGUAUAUUAUACGAGUUAUUUUUAUUUUACUUAUUUAUAGGUUAUUUUAUGUUACUUUUUGGUUCUUUAAUAAUACUAAAUAAAUAUCGAUUUUUAUUAAAACAACGUUAUUACACAAUAGUCAAUUUUUAUUAUUAUCUUUAGCACCUAAAUAAAUACGUAUUAUAAAAAUUUUAAAAUUACAACUAAAUUUUUACAAUAAUUGUCAAUAAAUAUACUUAUUAUUUUCGGUUAUGAAGCAUUCCUCAAUUCAUCGGUGCAACCAAACGGUCCAAUCUAUUGUUUGAUUUUUCCGAAACGGCUCCUGCUUUAUAAAUAGAUUAAUUCCCAAACUGCUCCUUAUUUUGUUUAGGUCAAAGUUGUUGUUGGCGGUCAGUAGGACUUGCAUCAGAAUAUAGAAAUAAAGAUUUUGAAGUUAGAAUAACACUAAAAUAUCUGUUUGGCCUUCCUUAUCUACCACCGUCAAAAGUCUUGGAUUGUUUCACAGACGAUAUAAUAGCUAUCAAACCAAAAGACGAUAACAUAGAUAAGGUAUUAUAGAAUAUAUUUUUGAAAAUUAUAUUAUGCCAGAUAGUCGUUUCCCUCCUGAAAUUUGGACUGAGUGUUUAUCUUUCUCUUUUUUGACCACAAAUGCAUGUGAAUCGUUUCUUAGUAAAUUCAAUAAGGAAUUCAAUACCGUUCAUCCCAAUAUUUUUAAAGUAAUUGACAUAAUAACCAAAAUACAAUCUGAGACGCAAAUAAAAUCUCGUAGUCGUGAAAACACUAAAUCGUGUAAUCGUAUAUAUAUAAUAAUAAAAUGUGAAAUCUAAAUCAUUAAAAACAGGAGUUCGUUGGGGCCAUCAUUGACGAAUUUUUAUCUAAUAAAAUAACUCAAAUGGAUCAUAUUAUAAAAAAAAAUGUAUUUUAAAAACUUACCUUCAACUGCCUGAACUUCAAUAACAAAACAUUUCAACUUGAAUAUUAUUUAAUAUUUAUAAUAUAUUGUACUUUUUUUUUUAAUUGAACUUUGAAACAAAAAUUUAUUUGAAAUUUAUUUUGCAUAUAAAAUCAAAACACACCAAUACAUUUUUAACCAACUUUUUUUUUUUUAACUCUUUUGAGACAGUUCUUAGUUGAUACGUAUUUGUAAAACGGUAGUCUUUUAGGAAUUGAAUUUUAUUUUUAAAUCAAUUUAUUUACUUUUUGACGGGAUGGCCGAAUAAUGGUUUUUGAAAUUGAAAUCGUUGAAUCCAAACUAUCCAGGUAAUAUAUAUAUAUAUAUGUAUUUGUCUAAUAUUUUACGAUUAUGUAACCUCUAAAACAAUAUUGGUUUUUUUUUCUAAAUAUAAUUUUAUAUAUAAACUUGAAAUUCAGUUUGUCUGUCUAUCUUUCCGUUAUAUACAAAUCUAUAGUUUUAUUCCGAUCUGUGAUGAAACUAUGCAUACUUGACAUCCAAGACGACAAAAAGGUCGUUGCGGUUUAUUUUUUAUCUCGAAAUUUAACCUCUAAUGGAUUACUCACCCUUGGUUGCCAAUAAAGGGUAUGCGAUUUGUGAUUAUGUUUGUGAUAAAUGAUAUUUUAAUAUGAAAACGUGAACUUUUUAGGCGAUUUCUAGGUUACCUCGGCGAUACGGAUGAAUUAAAAAAAAAAAAACACGUUUUUAUUAUUAAAUUCGAUUGUCAGCGAGGUUGUCAUAGACAAGGAAUAAAAAUGCUUUUUUAAAAGAUAAAUUGCCCGACAACAACGAUUAAUUGCUAUAGGUAUUAGGGUGGAGACGCUUUAAAUUGAAUUUUUUUGUUAUUUAUUGAUUUCUGUUAUUAAAUAAUACAACUAUAUAAAAAGCUGUUGAGAUAUAUGCCACUAUUUUAGGAUGGAAGAUGGAAGGGAGGAUAUGUGUAACAAUUUAAUUUAUAUCUGUAGUAAGCAAAGAUAUGCAUCAUUGUUAACGAAAAACUAUUCUAAACGGAGUAUUAUUAAUUGUAUUAGUUUUUUGUUGUUGUCAAAGUAACCUAGAAUUAACACAAAUUUACAACUUUUCCAAUUUUUUAAGAAAACUACUUGGAAAAUAAAAAAAAAAUGACUUUCUCAAUGUACCAACUAAAUAAAUUAUGUUACAAAAAAGUUCCUAUAAAGUUUUUUAUUAUUGGAUCAAGAUUUCUGGUAGAGAAAUUACUUGCACACACACAUAUACAUAUCGUAGUAAAACCAAUAAAUCGGUUCGCUCAAAAUCUAAUACAACGUUUUAACUUUUAACCAAAUUUGCAAGUUCACAUAUCAAAUACCAUAACACAGUAAUAGCAGGCAGUCCUGUUUGUGUCUUUGUGCUUUUUUUAAGUGUACUUACGUAGUUAUAUAUCAUUUGCGGAAGACGUUGUCUAUCACAUUUUUUUUAUAGAAUAAUAAUGUAUUUUUUUGUUACAUAGAGAUAAUUUUUAGUCAUAUAAUCAUGCGAAUACAACAUACGAGUUUCGUAUUCCGUAUACUCUCGUGCUUUUUCCCCUCUCGUAUAAUAAUAUAUAAGUCGUAUCUUGUACACGUGCAGAUUUAUAUUAUUAUAGAGACUCGUACAGUAGUUUAUCUUUUGUAAUGUCAAUUCCGUAAAAUACGUCUCGUGGAUUCUGUAUAUAGGUAUACAAUGAUGUAAUAUAAUACAUAGCCCGUCGUUAAUGGACAUCUUUCUAGUCGCAGUUGCAAGUUUUUCGUAUUGUAUAUACCAAAGACUUUGUAUAAAAAUACAGACUCGGCACCGCGUAGGUAUAAUUAUCUCGAUCGUUAACCAAUACGCUUAUAUAUUAUUAUUAUACAGCUAAUUGAACGUAAAUACAAAACUAAAGUCAUUAGCGUGUAAAAAAAAAAUAAAAAAAUAAAUUUAAAAAAAAAUGUUCAAUACCGUUUUUUUUUUUAAUUUUUUUUUUUUAUGCGCACAAAAUUAUUAUGAAAUUCGGUCGACGACGGCGGGGUUAUUGUACCCGUAUAUUAUUAAAGACGUGUAAGUAGUACAUAUUAUAUGUAUAUUACUACUAAGCACUAUAAAAUGUAUAAUAUUUACAAUUUAGAACCGUAUGCACGGUGGUCAGAAAUGCGUUAAUCAUUCUAUAAAAUACGCAUAUAACAAUAAUAUUAUUAUUCUAUCGAUCGGAAUUUUCGAGUUUAUCGUUCGGCUCCCGGAUACGUAUCUAUACGGAUCCUAUUCGAGUUCGGUCCGAGCUGAAACUAAACCGAGUUGGUUUUAGCAGUUUUAGGAAGUUUUUUGGAGUUUUAGAAAACAUAACUUGCCUAUUCGUCCAAAUCCGAUAAUGCUCUAAGAAAACAAGUGUUCUAAGGUAUAAAUGUAUAACCCCUAGGUCACGGUCGAUGAAAAGUCACGACGAGUCGCGUGUAUACAUACUUACCGCUUGGGCCGAACUCGGAUCGAGCCCGAAUCGAUAUACCUAAUAUUGUUAUAGAAAUCCCAAAAAGGACGUCUAUAAUCGAAAGUUUAAAAAGUGUACGCGUAAGUGACCGUCGCAGAGUCAUUUGUCGUCUCUGUUUUCUUGCGAGCGAUAUGGCAAAAAUAUGUUUUUCCCGUAUAACAAGACCUUUUAAAUCGGAAAAAAGAUAUAUUAUAUACAUAUAACGGACACACAAUCAGUGGGUAGGUUCUGUAGGUUCGGGCCUACCCACUUUUCUCCGAAAAUUAACACAAUUUCGACAUCAAAAAUCUGUAUUAAUCUUUACUAUUCAAACAUUUAUAUUAUUUUAUCUGGCCUACUCAGACAAAUAUUUCUAACUACGUCUCUAGACAAAAUAUAGUGUAAUAGUCUCUAUUUUUGGGGAAAAUUUGAUAUAAAAAAAUCAGCUAAAAUUAAAUUCUAAAAAGUUACCCGACCGAUCUUGUGUAAACAUUUCACUCUGAAUUCUAUUGUUUUCACAGUUCUUAUCACGAACUCAAUCGAAGGAAAAUCGGUCUGAAUAGUAUUGCUAUGCUGCGGAAGAAUUAAUUAUCUUUGGCACUCGGUGGUGUGAUACACUUAAAAAAAUGUAUUAUGAUUGUGUUGGAUCUGUGUAGUCUGCUCGCACACGACGAUUUUAACCAUAUAAUACGCCCACAAAAUCGCUGUUGUCACCACCAGACGCCGAACACAUUGUUUUAUUUUAUGAUAUCAAUUCUAUUAGGUUUUAUUUUUAAAACUCGUAAAUAUAUACACACUCACACACAUGUAUACUGCACAAUCUGUUUGUUUUUUUUUUUUUGAUAAACUGUCCGAGUGAUAGAGAAAGUGAAUCGCACGCGUCGUCGUGAUUAUAACGUGUCGUAUACAGCGACUAUAUCCGGAGACUAUGAUAAUAUUGUUUCGUUUACGAUAUAUUUUUAUAGUAUAAUUAUUGCAUUUUUCGUUCUUUUAGUAGAAUUAUUCCCCCAAACGGAGACUAUUGCACUGUGUUUAUUUUUUUAACCUACUUUUGAAAAGUUUUAAUGGUUCCCCGCGGACUAAAUGAGCUCAAACUUGAGAGUUAGAGUAUAGUUUUAUCGAUGAAUCGAAGUGAUAAAAAUUGGGUUGGAUUUCAAUCACGUGGUGGAUUUUCAAAAUUUUUCUGCGAUGGGAUCUGAAAAAUCAUAUGUACUUGAAAGGUACAAAUAAAAGGUAAUUAAAAGGUAAUUAAUAGAUACUUCUUUUUUGAACGACAUUUUAUUGAAAUUAUAUCGGUGUAGAGAGGGGGUCCACAUCCACUGUACACGCUCCCUCUUCUCCAUAAAUCGUUCACUGAUUUUAAUACGUAAUUUAGUAAUUUAUCAUAUUGUAUUGUGGUAGGAGAGUAUUUUUUAGCAUUGAACACACUUAUAAGCCAUCUAAAUGAAGCAAGGAUAAUGUAAUUAUUUCGUUAGAAUAUCUACAUUAUAGAAUCAAGAACGUUCAACUUUCAACCUCUAUCCAUAUCAUUUUUAUGUUCGAAUUUCGUUAAAUUUUUGGAAAUUUCUUGAAUACAAAAAUAGGCGGGUGGCGGGUAUUCAAAUCUACAGUGAGGGAGUUUUGCUGCUCGCGGUUGUUUUCUUUUUCUUUUUUUUCAAAGAGUAUUUUUCGAUAAAGGGGUAGUAGGCCUCGGUUACAGCCCGAGUAGUACUGAUGGCAAACUCUGUGCUCGAAUACAAAUAAAAACGUACUGUAAAAAAUGAAAAAGUACCUCUCAUUACGGUCGAAAGAAAUUUCCUAUUUAGUUUCUAAAUUUAACCACUGCUUCGCGUGACUUCGUGCCUAUUAUAAUAUUGUUGACGGUUCAAAGUUCAACGUUCGUCGAACCGACCACAACACCGACACUAUCACGAUUUAUCAUAAUAUUAUAAAUAAUAAUAAUAAUAAUAGUGAUAUUAUAUUCGGAUCCGACGAUGGCGUAGAUGUUUUGCGAGUGUAUGUGGGAAUAUUAUACUAUCGCAAGUAUGUAGAAUGUAGAAAAAAAAAAAAAUAAUAAAAAAUGUAUACAUAUUAGUAUAGACAAUUAUUAUGCAUUAUUAUAUAAAUAUAUAGGAUUAUUGUUAUUAUAUUGUAUGGAGCGAUGGCGCGUUAAAUAAAUACAUAGGUACACGUGGUUCGCCGUGCGAUGCAGUUAUUUAGAAAAUUGCAUACCUAGGUGUAAAAUUAUCAGCGAAAUAUCAUUAUAAUUGUCGUCACCCGGUACCGCCGAAUCGAAAAUUCCGAUAUUUCGUAUAUAUUCCAUAUCGAUGUUGUUCUAGGCGCAGCGUUUAGGGGAGUCAUAGGGGCCAUGCUACCCCUAGAUAUAAAACUACCUAUAAAUAAUAAUUUUUUUCAAAAAUUUGUAUAGAAGUUCAGAGUGUUAAUAAUAAUUAUAGUUACGGCCUCUGUAGAUAGUUGUGCUAUCACAUUGACUGAUUAACGGCCUGGCCGUGUUAGUUAAAAGUAUAAUUUUUGAACUAAAAGGAUAUUGCCCACCCCCUUCUCUAGAAGACGAAUCAAGUCCGCCACUGGCGUGUUCGCGUGCGUCCGCAUUCUCCGUCCGCGAUUUCGGCCGUUAAAAAAAAAAAAAAUAAAUAAAAUAUCGGGGCCUAUAGCGUUCUUUAUCGGGUCGGCGAAUUCAGGAAACGUCGGAACUAUAUUUUUUUUUUUCCCCCGUUCAAAUCGUUUCGGGGUCGAACCAGAAAAAUGACGCGAAACGACGGAUAAUCGAACGGGUCAUUAGCGGCUGGCGGUACGUCGAUAAUAAUGUACAGUCAGCAGGUACACACUACUCGAACGUGUUCGGUGCGAAUCGGCGGCGUGUCGAAACGGCAUUCUAAUAUCGUGAUCCGCUCGGCCACAGACGUCGCAAUCGAAUUGCCCAUUUUAGACGGCAAGCGCAAUGUUAUUAUUCGUUUGGGUAUUGUGUUCGUAUUUUGUUCCUCUGAAUGUUCCACCGGUGCCUUGUCCGUAUCGUUUAUAAACGACGCGGUAUACCGGUACACCUACGAUGUUAUAGUACACUAUCGUAUCGUACAUAUAUAUGCAUAUACCUUGGGUACUUACUUCGUUGCAUAAACGUUAAAACGCACAUUAACUCGCGUACAGUUUCGACGCGCGGGGUCCGGCUGUUUCAACGAUUUUCCGCGUAAUUUUCCUGUAAAUCCGUCUGCCGACGCAGCGGAUUACUCGGCAGUCUGAUGCGAGUUUUGAAACACUUUUUUUUUCGUUGGGACACGCUGGCUAUGCUGCGAUUUGAGAUACAUCCACCCGUCACCCAUUGGCUACACAAUUGCAAGUAUUUGAAUCUUAUAUCAUUUACCAUUAUUCCGAAAACAUCAUAAAUCACGAUUUUACCGUUCUCUAGCGGCGUUUUAUAGCAGUUUCAAAUGUAUUUAUUUUUUAAUAUAUACUAUGGAUAAUGUUUUGUACAUUAUACUUAUUUCAUUAUUUGAUUAAAAUCACGUUCAGAAUAUACAAACAUAAUGUCUUUGGAUAGUGAAAAAGAAUCUUUGUAUUUCCAUCUCAUUUACCAUCCAUUCAUCAUCUAUAGUCCGCACGCCAAAUUGUGUACGCAUCACGAGCUUAUAAUAUGAUAAGUAGACAUUUGACGAAAACCAUACGGAAUAUAACGAAAUUCUUAUAUACUACUAAAAGGUGAGUUUUCUGUGACGAUUCCCUUUUAUACAUUUGUACUUGAUUAAAAUCAAUAAAUGUGGUGAGGUACCAUUUUAAAGAUUUAAAGUUUCUCCUCUUCUGACUACGAAUUGUUAAUUUAGAACUGUAGAAUUUAUUGCACGGUUCAACUAGUAGUAUAGGCAACCUAGGUAACAAUAGCGUUGAAACUUGAAAGUAAAACACACAUUUUAGCCGAACAACCCGCUUAAUCACUGGCCUCUCGAGCGAAUGAAUUGUUCAGCGAUUGUAAAUUAGAAACUUAAAAAAACCAGCGGUUGACCAAUCUGAUGAAUUUAGGAACACACGGUUUGUAAACGUCCGCGAUCGAUGUUUCGAUUCAUUACUCAACGGCCGUGGAACCGAAACCCGCGUAGCCCCGAUUUUCGCGCAAGUAGGUCGACUUUUGUUUCAUUAUUAUUUUGGCGCAAACACGAUACCGAUAAUAGUAUAUUAUAUCUAUACGGAUAUACACUAUCAAUAAUUAAAUAAUAAUUUGUCCUCCGGGCGAUCCGGAGCGUUUUAUGUGCUAAAUUUACCGUUACGGUGGACGUAUAACACAUGGUAGUAGUAUACAGGAUGAUAUUAAUUUUUUACCACGAGGAUUUUAUGUAAUACAUUUAAUUUGUGUUUCGUUUUUCUUUCAAACGUUUCAUACGAAAUCGUUCGAGCUUAUAUUCAUAGUUCAACAUUGGUUUCAAAUUUGUAAAUUGAAUAUUAUAGUGUCGAAUCUGGUUUGAAGGAGAAUGGAUAAUGUAUUUGUUUUGUAUAUGUUUUGGUGUUCGAAAUAAUAGUACCUACUUAACAUUUUAAAAAAAUAUUUAUAAUAAGAACGUUUCUAUAGCGAAUUUUUUAUUUCAUAUCAUAUGCCGCUGCAGGUGAAUCAUAUUUAGGGGGGGAGGGGUACAUAGUUAACAGAACAAUUGUCGGUAAACUAAAACAAACGAUAAUUAAGCUAAUAUAAUAAUAAUGAUUCCAAGGUAACAUAGCCAAUCCAUCGUCUCAUUUUCAUCACCCUUGCGCAAUCCAUUUAUGUACGCUCCCCUAAAAUCUCGUUCUGGGACAUCCCUCAACAAUGCGUACACCUAUUUUUGAUUUUCCAUUUGUGUAGGACUUGUAUAGGAGAUAAUUACAUUUACGAUGCUACGUGCCGACUAUGACGGACUGAAAAUUUUUCAAAAAAAUCUUCGUAUGUAACCGUUAGUUCGUGAUAAAAUCACUCUGUGUAUAGUAGUUUAUCGCGUAUAAUAUUAUUAUUAUUAUUAUGGGUUUUUUCCUUUCGCGUAGGUAUGUGUAAUAAAAAUUUGGCAUUUGUCCAUUAUCGUCAUGAUGUUUUAUUAUACAUAUUUUAUACGUCGCGUGCGCGUCACGUGGACGAUUUUCGAUUUUUCAGUAAAACCGAAAGGACUGGCGGCGGCGCCUUAGUCACAACAGUAUAAUAAUAUUUAGGUGGGUAUACCUGCCAAUUAUUGCUACAAUCGCGUGUUCUCAGUUUUUCCUCCGUACAUUAAUAAUCACCAGCUACUAUUAGUCAGCUAAAUAUACUAUUCGAAUACUUUUCUUUGACACACAAUGAUUAAUCGCGUGUGCAUAGUAAUUAUUACCUGUAUGCACGUGCGUACUGUAGCAGCGGCGUUUGUGUACAUACACCGUGUUCUGGAUGACGUCACGGUAGCCGCCAAUAAUAUUAUAUUAACCGCACUUCCUAUUGUCGCCCGAUGCUGGAAUCGUCGUUCAAUACGAUUUAAUAUAAUGGGAUAUUAUAGGUGAUGACUGAGACAGUGGUUUUCGACCUUUUACGAAUCGCGCGACUCCCUAAUUUUAUUUUUUAUUUUUCAUUCAUGACGACCCCUUCAAAAAUCGUUUAAUAGAACUUGAAUGAUACGAUGUACAGUGUAACAUGAUACUUAUGGUUUUUGGCGACCCCCUAACCACUUGCGACCCCUUUGCGGGGUUGAAAACCACUGCAUUAAGGAAUAUUAUGCACUAAUGUUAUAUGCGUUUCAUGUCAGAGUUUCGUUCUUUUAUUGUUCAUUGCGAUAUAAGCGUCGACGACCAUGAUAAUAUCAAUAAAGUGCCGUCGCGAAUUCGAACUUUCGAUGCACACACGUUGAUUGUUUCUAGACUGUUGAAUUUAUACACUGCAGGUACAAGUUAUCAUCACGACGUUUUAUGAUCACGUGCCAAGAUGCUGAUUUUCUGAUUGGUGCAUGUUCAAAUCUAGCAAGAAAUCGAGCGCGGUAAACAGCACAUGUUCUGCUAUCGUGAAAACCGGCAGUGACGUCACUAAAUCCAUUUCACGGUUGUCAUUAAAGUUUCCCUAAAAUUCAUUAAGUUUCCCUUAUUUUGAUACAACAAACUACUGCUAUCAGAACUCAGACCUUUCGAAUAUAGAUUCCAGUAAGUCUGAGAACCGUAUAACAGAAUAUGAAAACACGAUGCUAUAAAUACCUACCUCCUUUUUUUUUUAAGCUAAGUUCGUUAAAAAAAAGUUUUUCAAGUUUGUUUAACACGUACAAUACAGGUAUACUUAUAAAUUCUAAAAUGUUAUGUGUAAACAUUAGUAAUAAACACUUCUGAAUAGUUUAUAGUUUUACACUUUCGAAUGAUUUAUUCGAAUCAUUUUUUCUGUAACCGAAUAGUUUGGCCUAGAACACAAUACAAAUUAUUCGAAUAGUUCGAUAAUAACUAUUCAGUUGUGCACAUAACUUAGUAAACACUAUUCGAUCUCUCUAUCUAUUACCGUUUAUUACUUACCCGUUAGGUACAAAAUAUGAUUAGCGUAAAACGUUCGGUAUAGGCGUAUAGCUCACUUCAAACUGUGUUACUAUAUUAUUACUAUGUUGCUAUUCAAAACUAUAUUUGUCCUAUAAUAUUAACACUUACGCACACGUGUGUAUAAUUCCCGCGUAAAUAAACGAUAUUAUACGUAUUAUUUCUUAUUUUCUGUUGUGAAUUUUUUUUUAUUCUUCCUCGUCGUUUACUCGCACCUGUGUGUGUACAUAUAUUUACAAUAACAUUGUAAUUGGUGUGUGUGUGGCACUGUGUCGAAAUCACCAUCGUCGUAGCCGCACGUCGAACAAUAGGUGAAAGGAAAAACAAUGGUUAUUAAAAAAAAAAUAAAAAAAAAAAAUCUUGAUUCCUUGCAAUAUUAUAUGAAUAUGCGUAAAACAUCGGCGUGUCUUCGAAAACCGUUUUCCUAUAAUAAUAUAAUGUACAAUGUGAUGUGUUAGUGUGAAAUCGCCUAGAAACAGCGUUAUAUUUACAACUAGGCACCUAUAUGCGAAGCUGGACAAGUAAGCAAGUUACUAAAUUUUAGUACAAGAGUAAGUCAAGUUUUUAAUAAUAUAGAUAAGUUACAAAAAAAAAGUUAUAAGUUUGUUGUUCCAGUAAUCGGAACUGAUUAGUUCAACAUGUUUAAAUUUCUACAAGUAUGUUUAAUAUAAAUGGUAUCAAAAAUGUAGAUACAUUAAAAAUAAAAAUUUUAAUCGUAACAAGUAUGAUAACGCGCAAUGAAAUUAUUUACUGUUUCCAAUACAAUAUUAUUUUGUACAAUAAUAAUCGUACGGAGUGGUGCAGUUAACAUUCAAGUUUUAUCGGGUAACUGUCUUAUGUUUGACUGUUGCUCGUAAUAUAUGCACUAUGCAAUGUCCAGAAGGCUCGUCUAUUAAGGUCUACGGUAUCGUCGAAAACAACACGUCUGUUGCGUAACUGUCGAUAUCAUUGAUAUUAUUAUUAUUAUUAUUAUUAUUAUAAAUGUCUUAUUACGUUUUGGCCUGUUUUAUUCAGUAUUUUUUUUAGUCAUUAUAUUUAUACAUAUGGGAUAUAAAACAACUAAAAAUUACUUUUCAAUUACAACACAGUACACAAGUCGAUUGUAUUACAAUUCGCAGUAACAGAUCCAGGUCUUAAUUUUUUUUUUAAUUUAAAAAAUAAUUUCACUUAUAUUCAAUUUAGGCCAAACAAUAAAGGGGAAAUUCCCCCCAUUCGUCUUCCUCUGGAUCCGCCACAGACACAAAGUAACUUUUUAUUGACCAUGUUAUUAUACAAAUACAUCUCGUCAGAUAACAUUACAGUAAUAAUAAUUGUUGGGAAAAAAAAAAAAAAACUUUAUGUAACCCACGCGAAACGUUUACUACGAAACGUUCUGCAGCGUACCUACUCAUCAAUUGCGCGAACAAUAUGAAUAUUUUCCGUGUACUCGUACACAAUAUAUCAAAACAAACGAGUAAAUGGAAAUAAUUGAAGGUUACACUUAAAAACCAACGGGGUUAUUAUUAUUAAAACAAUUAGUUUUAGAUAAGUAUAAUAUUAUUAGACUUAAUUUCACCGUCGAAAGUGAAUUUCCUGUUAAUUGUUCAAACAAUCAAACGCGGAAAUUAAAAUGCUAAUCCGUAGGUACAUCUGGUUUUUACGCCGUACAGUAUUAUUAAAACGAUUAACCGCGACUUGAAAAUAAAUUUAGUUUAGAGGACGAACCGCGCGGCCGUUUCCAGUUUCUCGUGUGUGGGUUUUUUAAUGCGCCGCGCGCCGUCGUUUUUUACUAUCAUUUAUCAAAAAUACUAUAAUACCAUUUUAAUAUUAUAGGCGUGCGUUUAUUAUUAUGCAGUUUGUAAUACGAGUUACACAAUGUUUCUCCAUACCGGUAUGUAAAAUAACGCGAGUGGGACAAUAUUAUUAAAUUUAAAUGCACAAUAUUACUAUUUUCCGCCACAGUCUCCUACUGCAGAUUGUCAUCCGAAUAUUAUCCCGCGUACAAUAAUUUGUUAUUUGCUCCGUAUUAUUAUGCGCGUUUAUAUUAUGAAGGUGCGUCCAAUACGACCAAGGUAAAUGAGAGCAAUCGCACGAGCAUUCUAACCGAAUUUUCUGCUAGACCACAAUAUAUGCGCGGUUCACUUACGCGUGCACAUUUGCCAUAAAAUAUUUGUUUCAGUAUAUCAGAAUUUACAAUAAAUUAUGCCGUCGAUUGCAUUAUUUAAUAAAUAAAUUUAAAAAAAAAAAAAAAAAAAAAAAAAAAAACAGGAAAAACGAAAACGACCUCUUCCGAAUUAAUUUUCUUAGCAAUAUCACAGUAUAAUACCUAUGUCAAAUUUGUUAUUUUGUUUACUAAAUAUAUACUCAGGGUGAGUCGGAUUCCACAAAAUUGAAUGUUCUUCACAUUAAUUAGUUCAAAUGUAUUAAUUUAAAACAUUGGACAUCCUUACGCAAUACUUUUUGAACUCAAUGUUAACUAACAUGGACGAUUCGUGUCCAACUUAGAUUAUAAAUGUUUUUGGUGUACCGUUUUCUCGUGCUUAGACGGCCGAACUCACAUUCGUUCAGUGACGAGUUUAAUUUUAACCAAGGCAUAUUGAGUACUUUUCUAUAUAAAAUGUGUAACAGGUCUCUUUGCCUUAAACUCAACCGAGAGUCGCAAUCGUUGAAAUGCUCUAUUAUACGCUUGAGAUAGACAGAGAAAACAAAUUAUGUGUAGAGACUCCUUAAAGUCAAUACAGGUAUGUGUAGAAAACAAAUAUUAUGGUUUUUUUUAAAAAAAAAUUGUAUAUAUUAUAAUCACAUUUAUCUUAUACCGAACACAAUGAUUUUGUUGCAACGUGUCGACACGUUAUGGGACCAACAAUAGACCGACCAAAUAUGUAUUUAAAUAAUAUUAGGCAUAUUUAUCAAUAUUAUUUACUUUAGCUAUUACUAUAUAGUGCAGUGGUUGGUUCUCUUAAGUGUUCGAAAACCUAUAAUAAAUCUUAAAAUUUAAUAUUAUAUCGACUUCUAUUGGUUAGGUUAUCUAUUUACUAUAGUUUGUUUCGUUUUGGUACCUAUGAGGAAAUGUUCGUGUUCAGUUUAUUGUCUACUACGACGCGCAGUGAAAUAAUGACUCAAAGUCGAGAUAUAAAUAUAAGUUUAACAUUUUUUCGACGUACUAUAUUAUUUCGAACAUCAAAUCAUUUAUUAUAUUAUCUGUACACUAUAUAGGUACCUAACCUAGUUUCAUAAUCUCAUAUUACAAUUAUAAUUCCUUACUUUAUACUAUAAUCUAUAAAUAUGAAAUAAUAUUCGGUACUUAUUUAUUUUCGUCUCGUUUUCAAUCGUUCGAUUGGUUCGCUGCAGCAGUUUUCCAUGCUCCCCAUUCAUAACUCAAUUCAUUUAACUAUUUGUAAAUAUCCUUAUUCACGAUUUUCACGAUUUUUUUUGUGUACUCCAUCCUUGGUUUUCUUCUUCCAAUAUGACUUCUAUGUCAUCUUCUGUGAAGCAUUUCGUUCAGUUAUUGUCACACGAUAUAUUAAAUAUAAAAAAUCUAAAAAAAAUAAAAAAUAGUGCUAGCGAUAACAGAUGAUUACAUAAUAUCGGGCGGACCUAGACAUCCUCACUUGGUAUUUCAUUUUCAACUGAUUUAAUCGUAAUACAUUAUAGAUGCGGUAAUUUGCCUGUAAUUUGUCGCUUAUAAUUUUUUCAUUAUGCCAAAGUUUACGUUUUUUCUUUAUUUUUUUAAUUAUUUUUUUCUGUCCGUUUAAUCUUAAGAAUUUGUCGAUAAUACCGCAUUUCAAAAGUCUCUAGUUUUUUUCUUUACCAUAUUAUACUCACGACUUAUAAAUUAUAAUUAAUAUAACGAAAAAUAUUAUCAUUUACUAGACAAGUAAUUACUUACCUAGUAACGAUACGCAGAACAGUAACACAACAAUAUACGAGUAUUAUAAUAAAAUUUAAUAUAAUAAUAAUAAUAAUAUAUUUUAAAACAAUUAUUAGUUUCAUAAUCGAUUCCACGUAAUUAUUAUUAUAUUCCCAUCGUUUUUUUGUUUUAUUAUUAUUAUUUAUGCAAGUAAUUGUAUAAUACGUGUAUUGUAUAUAUAUAUGUAUAUUUAAUUAUUUAACGAAAAAAAAAAACAAUUUCGAAUCUAAACUUUCACGCGUAUACCUAUUAAUUAUAAUACUAUGCAUAUUAUAAUAAUAUUUAUUUCUCGUGUACACCCGAAAACAAUACUAUUCUAAUUCGUAACGCAGAAAAAAUAUAUGCAAUAAAUAAUAAUUUCGGUAUGCCUACUAUUAACUCGGUACCAUUAUAUUAUUAUAGACAAUAUAUUAUUCAUGGAUUCUUAUACAGUGUUAGUUUUUUUUUUUUUUUGUAUCUUAAUUUGUUUUUAAAUUUUUUAGUUAUACGUGGUCUAUUAUGCAAACACAACGCGCGAAUAGUUUUGUAUGUACCUAUCAGUUUGGCGUAUACUACACAAUAAUAUAUAUUUUAAUAUUAUAGCGGCGAAUACUUGGUGGAUAAAAAAAAACAUUUUCACGUUCGUCGAUAGGUAUGUACCUAACGUAAUAACUAAUCUUGUUUUUUAAAUAUAUAUCCGAAUCAUAAAUAUUGUGUUUUUCACGGACAUCACGCGAUCUAGUAUCGAAACAAUACUUUAAUUAAAGCAAUUAAAAUUGUGGGUCGAUGGAGAUGAGAAGGGAACCCUAAAAUACUAAUAAAUAGGGAUAAACGACUUGUGUAUAGCUGUUAAUGGAAAUUCUUCGGUGGUAGUGGUAUUCUAUAUUGUAAAUGAAUUAAGAUAUCUAAGGUUUCCAAAAACAUAUUUAAAUAAAAUUCUUCGUGAAGUCUAUUAUAAUCUAUUUUUUUUCCUGUAAAUACACGUCCGAUUGGUUUAAAUUAGCAGUUUGUGGUGGGAUUUAAGGGGUUACACGCUGAAAAAUUAAUCACUGUAUUUUUUGUUUAAUAUCUCCUCCUUCCAACCCCUGAAUCAUUGCUGUUCACUUUCUUUCAUCUCGGCCGUCAGUUUUACUACAGUAUCUUUAUAAUCAUUAAUAUAAUGUUUAGAAUAAAAAAAUUUAAAAUUGAAACUUUCAACACAAAUAAUAAUUAUUGUAAAUUUUGCAGUUAGAUAUGGUUUGUAUCGUUUUCAAUUCUGGGAAAUAUUUUCUAAAAUAGUAAAUAGUUGUUCGUAUAAUAAGAAUAAUUAUUUAUUUCACAAUAGAUUUUUGGACAUAAUUUUGGUGUACGCGUGAAAGUGAUUAUUGUUUCGCAGUAAACUGUUUAUUUAUUAGAAAAAAAUAAUUUUUGUUUAAAAAAUUACGAGUCGGCUUCAUAAGGAUAUCUAUGUCGGAAAACAGACACUGACCAAUAAUCUGAUAUCUCGGAGGUGAUGAUGAUUUAAAUAUCAUAAUAAUAUUUUUGAUUAUUAUGAAGCAAACAUAAUAUAUUUUCGAAUUACUGUUAGUCGUAUUGCACAGUCGAUACUAUGACAUUAACAUAAUAAUAAUGUAUUAUUGAGCAUUGUAAAAACAAUUAUAUUAGUAAUAAAUAAUAACAGUUACAAUCUUAUAAUGUAAUAAAAUUAAAAAAAAAAAAUCAAACGGCCUUAAGUUUCGACCUGUUUACCUAUAGUUUUAUACCAUUAUAACUACAAGAAAGUACUAAAUCGAUUUGUAAUGAAUUAUUGACUGUCUAUUUUUUGAUAAUAAUAAUAAAUCGAUAUUCGUGUUCAUCGAAUAGUGUUGUUUUUGCCAUCGGCAACACGUGAUUGAGAUAAAAUCAUUGUUAAUUUAUUAUUACAGGGUGCUCCAUUUUUAAAGCGUUACACACUAUAUAAUCGUCAUAUACCUGCAUAAUAGAAUAUACGUUUUGAUAUUCCUAUACAAUACCUAAAUAUUAUAUUUUUGCACAUUUUAAACAAUUUACCAAUACACAGCUGCAGCGUUGAACUAGUAGACAAAAUUACUAAAAUUGUUGAAAGGGAUGAGGGGUAAGGUAUCGUCAUACCAAUCUACAUUUUCAAUAAAAUAUCCUGUCCCACGAAACGUUAGAAAAAAUAUUUUGUAGUAUGCAGUGACGCAUUCAGUAGCGGGGUUAGGAGACCAAUUACCCCCUCUCGCCAAAAAUGUCUUCCUUCACUUUAUUUUUACUUUUAUUUUAUCAAGUUUUACACUCAACAACAUAAUAUCUUAUGCAACAGUAUCAAAUAAAACUUAAUUUCAUCAAAAAUCAUUUUUUCAGUAAUAAUAGUGAUAGUAUGCACUAAUAAUGUAUGCGUUAUGCCUACUAGGAAAUUAUUCUAAGCACACACCCCCCUUCCGGAAAAUAAUCCCGCGUGCGCUACUGACAUUAUGGUAACAUUAUUAUUAUUUAUAAUUGAUAAGUAAAAUCUUACCAAACAAAAUAAAGUAAUUGGUAAAUAGGUACCCAAACAAAUUUGAUUGUUCUACAAAAAUAGUGUCCUUGGUAUUCAAAAAAAAUACUGCGUUAAAUGGGACCAUUGUGAAAACGAAAGACAUACUUACAGUAUUAAUAGUCGGAAUAUCGAACGAAUACGGAGAAAAAACUGCUUAUAUUCGGUUAAACGUAUCGCAAAAAAACAAACGGGAAGAAAAGAGUUCGUCGAUUAUCGAUUUAUUAUUAUUAUAUCAAUUUACAUGGUUCCGUUUAUUAUUCAUCCGUGAUAACCUCUCGCAGCGCUACCUCGUAUUAUACGACGUGACCAGACAUGAUACAAUUAUUUUUAUUAUUAGUUAUUAUUAAAUGAGAAUUUAAUCAUACGAAUUGCAACAGUGACAUAUUCGCAACAAUACAAAUAAUAUGAUAACGCCGCGGCCUGUGUAAAAAAAAUUUAAAAUAUAUAAGUAAUAAGUAUUAUACUACCCGUCAAUGUCAUCAAUUUAGGCGAUGACAAGAUUGAAAAUUUAUAAAAUAUCUGGGUUCGCUUGAAAUUUAACUUAAAAAUUAUUAACUCUUACACAUGAUGUUUAAGAGCCUAUAAAAUGACCUAUAUGAUAGCUACGGGUGCACAUAAUAGUGUAAUUUUUGGGGACGCCAACAAAUUAUACGGUCAUACGAUUGAGAAACCAAAUUGUUACCAUAAAUUAUGGAGAGAUUUCAAUGUGUAAUGUUAGUUUUAUUUUUUUGAAGUGGUUCAAGUGAAAUUGUUAAAGAGCAUCUGUAUCACUAAAGACGUUAACACCAAAUGUCAAAAGUCGGUUAAAACUGUUAACCAAUAAAUAAUAACUCAAUGUGUAAUUAACACACACAAACGUUGUACAACAUAAACAUAAAAGCAGAAUACCUCUACUAAAAUAUAAAAAAAAAAUCCCAUAAGUCACGAAGUUGACUGAUCUUCACUGUUGCAAAGCAGGUGAUUUUUUUUAAAUUUUUACUCGAGCCAAUCGGGCGGCCCUUUCUUUUGAAACCUCAACGUGCGGUGACGAUCACGGGUCACGGUGGUUAUUUGGGGGGGGGUUUCUACGCCGGCGUACGUGCAAAUUAUAACACGUGUAAUACGUAUAAUAUCAUAUUGUUAUACCCACUAUUAUUAUUAUUACUGUUGUUAUCUAUAUCGUAUAUUGAAAGCCGAUACGCGUAUUCUUACGGUGUACCCGCCCGCGUGUCGACCAAAAAUCACCGGACGAAAAAAGAGACAAUAAUAUCCGCGCGCGAUCGCCGAAAACUGUCGUUUUCUCGUACGUCAUAUUAGAAUAAUAACACGGCUAAAUUAUUAUAACGUAACGCAAACAAUCCGUCGUCGGCGGCCAUUAUAUUAUUGUACAAGAACAGUAUUAUUAUAUUAUAUCUAUAUUUACGAUUUUUAUAAUAAAAAUAGGUACUAAUAUCGUUUACACGGCCCACGAAUCACGUGGCACGCGAGGAGAGAUUUAUUUUUAUUUUUUGGUGCAACGACCGAUUAUCGAAAAGAGGGAGAUCGCAAACCGUAAAUGUGUAAUCGAGACCUUGUAUUUAUAACAAAAAAUAAACGGACGACAAUCGUGAAAAAGGAUAUAAGUCACAUUUACUGAAAUUUAAAUAUUACGCGUCAAUUUGGCAGGAAAUUUCACGACGGAUCGAUUGGUGGCACUGAAAUUCGUCUUUUUUUAAUAUCAUAAAGUGACUUAUUUUCGUUUUUUAUCGAAUGCCGUCCAAGUAUUAUUAAUUAUAGGUAUACAUUCAUUAAGCUAUGUAGAAGGCAGUAGUUUAUUUAGGAUUUUGCUCAAGAGAGAUAUUAUAUUGAAUUUUAAUAUUUAAUAUAGCGUGUAAACUAACAUAUACCACAUUUUUUUAUUUUUCUAAUUAAAGAAUUAAUAAAUUCGAAUUUCAAAAAAUAGUCAGUUAUGGAUGUAAUAAAUACUAGAAAAGGUCAAGGGGGAUACCUAAUCUUCUUCCUUAAAUACGUCACUGCUGGAGGCACUUAUUUUUCAAUUAGUGCCGCCUACUUUGUGUAUGUUGAAAUAUACACUGAGCCACCGAUGCUUUCUUGUAGGUAUUUAUAUAUAUUUAUAUACAUAUUAGAGAACAACCGUGGCGUGACCCGAAGAGUAAUAUUUUUUUUCUUUCGAAAGUUUGGAAAUCUAACGUCCGAAACAUAUCGAAAAAUAAUGUUGAAAUAUCACUUUUUCGGCGUUUUGGAAUCGACGACGGUGGUAUGGGCACGGCUUCAUUAAUAUUAUAGGAUACCAGUUUUACAACUUAAGCUCUUAUACGGUAUACUGCAGUCGAACGACCGAUAUGGAGCCCCCUCGAAAUGAAAUCGAAUAGAAAAUCUUUUUGUGGGUCUUCACUUUUUUUUCUCAAUAUUAAGACGAACACAACAUAUUAUUAGGUAUACUUACGCUUAGUGUUUUAUUUCUCCGCGUCCAAAGUGCUUUCGUUUUCAUAUAGACUGCAGGCGUCGGCGAUUCACAUUAUAUCAUUGCGAUUAUAUUAUACAGUAAUAACCGCUGGAUUAAAAACAAAUAAUAAUUCAUUCGCCGUCGUCGUAUAAUAGAUUCCUAUAGGCUAUAUUAUGAUGUGGGUACGUGGUUUUGAAAUACUUAGAGAAAAAAAAAUAAUAGUAAAACACGUUUGUACAGUAGAAAUGCACAAGUUGGCUCAUAAAUCGCAAGUCAACGAUGAUGGUUUAAGGAAUUUUUACUCGUAGACUCUAUACUUAUUUAGUUAUUUAGAAAGAAAUAAUAUAUAAUAAUAAAAGAAACUUUAUCGAUCAGUGGGAAAAGGGAAAGGAAAAAACUUACAAUCGAAAUUACUCAACAAAACGCGUAUAUGUUUUUGAGAAGAUUUCGAUAGCCCCACAAUUGUAUAAAACGUAUUUAUUUGGUACCUACCUUAUCAUAUCGAUCGUUGAAUACCGUAUAAUCUUCUUAUACAUGAAAUUGAAAUUUUGUCUGUCUGUCCGUUAUGCGAAUCUAUAGUUUUAAUCCAAUCUCGAUGAAACUUUGUACACUUGACAUUCAAAACAAGAAAAAUAUCGCUUUCUAUUUUUUUUUAUCUCGGAAAUGAACUUCUAAAGGAUGGGUCAGAAUUUUCGGUACAUUUUGAACUAAAAUUUAAUUUUGUUUUGUUGAUUUUUGAGUUACCUUGGUGAUACGGAUAAAAAAUAGCUGUUAUUUUUAAUUUUAAAAACAUAAAUAAAGUAUAUAUAAAUUAUGCCAAACAAAUUAAUAAAUACGUAUACACACAGGAAGUACCUUUUUUAAAAGUCUAAUCAAUGGGAAAAAACGAUUAAUUGGCAUAUAAAUAACGGGAGCGAAAAGGUUCGGAAAUACAUUAAAUUUAAUUUCUUUUAGAGUUUUUUGUUUUUUGAAGAGAUUAAACUUGGGAAUUACCAAGUAAUUCAACCAUAUUAUUUAUAAAUUUAACGUUUUAAUUAAUUAUGUUUAUAGGUUCGACACGGGCAAUGACGGAUACUUGGACUUAGGAGAACUCAAGCGGAUGAUGGAAAAACUGGGAGUUCCGCAGACUCAUCUGGCGCUUAAGGCCAUGAUCAAAGAGGUGGACGAAGACGAUGACGACAAAAUUAGUUUUCGAGAAGUACGUACUUCUAUAUAUUAUAAGGAUUCUAAUAUUUAUAAAUUGAUUAUAUUUGUAAGUAUUUUGGAUUUCACAAGAUGAUGAAGUUUUCAUUGAAAUAUUUGUCCACUGCAGUUAGUAUUUCAUCUCUAAAUUGUUUUAAAAUUAAUGAGAAACCUAGGACAUUUGUAGUGAAUACCCAUUGCGUGUCCUCUCUCCUUCCAAUGAGAGUAUUUUCUACAUGAAGUAUAAUGUCUAUAUUUUUUACAAAAUCUGUAAAUUCCAUUAUUUACUAUUUAUAUUCUAGUGGAUACACAGUAACCAAAAUCUUACUUUACUGAGUGUCCAAUGAACUUAAUUGUCCAUCCAUUUGUAUCGUUCAUAUUAUAUACUGCGUACGACAUAGCAAAGUGUAUUCUUGUUAUUGCUAAAUGAUAAGCGCUUAAAAAAAUAUAAUACACACAAAAUAUGUUUUAAACUAUAAAAAAAAAAAUCAAUAAACAAGCGAGAGCGUAUAGAUUAAUAAUAAUAAUUUCUCUAUUCUAUGCAAAAUAAACACAAUAGUAAUAUAAUAUAAUAUAAUAUGAUAAUAGCAUAGGCAAGUCUAUGGUUUUAUUUUUUUUUUCAAACGUUUUCUACGCGCGCGUAUACUUAAGCUUUCCGUCGCGGCGUCGGCUCUGAUACAUAAUAUUUUAGUUUAACAAAAUUACAAUUUUUUUUUUUCAUAUAUUUACAUAUAGAUACUGAAAUAUACCCAAUCGUAUGCAUUAAUAUAAUUUUGUUUGAAAGUAACGAAUAAACCGCAGGAUUUGUAAUACAUUAUGAUACUGUUAUAAUAGGUGUAGCUGCAGCUAGGUUUGCCUAUGCACUAUACCUAAUAACCGCAUUGCAUAAGAUCCCGCGCACUUUUUGUACACACAUGUAAUAUAUUUACACCUAUAUUACGUACGUCUGGCAAAUGUUGUGUACAAUAAUAAUAACAAUGAUUUAUCCUAUAACAAUCGCGUGGUGUGUAUAAUAUUAUUAUGCUGUUUUCGAUUUUUAAGACUUUCUCUGCUGCGCUGCAGCUUGUUCCGAGAGGAUGACGAUGGUACGUUUUUUUUUUUACGGUACCGCCGCGCGAUGCAUGGGAAUUGAUAGUUAUUUCCGCCUGCGGGUCAUUUUGCCGGAUGUGAAUAUUUUUUAUUUUCGUAAUUCGGAAUUCCGGGCGAAUCAUGUAUAGGAAAUGUAGACGCAGCAUAUUAUUGUAGUUUUGUACUUAUACGGCGGCAUAAGUGAGAUCCUUACAGAGGCGAUUUCGGAUCGAAAUUUAUAAAUAAUAGGUAAUAAAAUAUUUCACCGAAAACAAAAAACAGCACACAGCAACAGCACAAAAGCUAAAACAAAAGUAUUGGUCUUCCCACUGUAGCCAAAGGCUGUGCUGUGAUGGGUAUAUAGUUCUAAAUAUAAUAAUGGAAUAAAGAGAAAACAAAACAAAUUUGUUAGAUACAGUUUAGGGAGGUUAAAACAGGAUUAAAAAUUUCGAAUUUCGAGCGACGAAUUAUUAAUCAAUUUGCAAAAAAAUUUUUCAAUAGAAAUUUCAAAGUCGUGGUGCUAGGGUAAGGGCGUAUAAUGUGCAAAUCGCAGGGACUGCAUACAUAGGAUGCUCCAGAUACAAAUGGUUAACCCUACGCUCUAUAUUUAUGUGCCACUCAAAAUAUACUUUUUGGAAUAUUUCUUUAUAUUAAAAUCAUAGUUUUAAAUGGUUUAUUUGUAAAAUAUCUGUGAAAAACGAAAAAAAAUCACCAGAGAAUUUCUAGCAGAAUUCUCCUACACGAAAAAGACUCAUUCGAUUUUUUCCAAAAAUUAUCGCUACCUAUCUAUCAUUGAUAUUUUUGGUUAAUCAUGUACAAAUUUGCAAUUUCGGUAUUAAGCAUGAAUUUGUGUUUACAUUUUUUACAUUAAUUUAAUAAUCUGAUUAGAAAAAUAAUGCUAAUUUGAUAGAAAAAUAUUGAUGAGAAUUUUGCUGAACAUUUUGCAGUACCAAUGGUUUAUUUUAUGGAUAUUUUACAAAUAAGUUUUCACAUUCAAAAAAAAAAAAAAAAUCUAAAAAAUCUAUUCUAAGAGUUGGCUACUUAUUUAUGGAACAACGUGUAUAAAUUUAUAACAAUAAAACGAUAAUCUGAAAUUUUACCGUCAAGUCGUUCGAAUGAUUUUUUUUAUUUCGAUCACAUGACUAUCGACUAAAGAAAACGACACUGCAAUAUUCGUCUAAAUUUUACUACUCCCUCGUGUUUUUUUAGUUCAUAUAAAUAGAAUUUUAAUGUUAAAUAAUAAAUAAUAUAUUUUAUUCUGUUUCUGAAAAUUUGUCAAUCAUUUAUUGUAUAUUGCGAUUAUAUAAUACUAAAGCUAUGCGUUUUCCAAGAUUCGGAAUAAUUAUUGUAGCGGAUUCCAAUCGACUUAAAAGCGUUGAGGACGCCUAGAUUCCGAAAAAUUUGAUAAACCCGAUGAAAAUCACAACCGAGAUUAUUAUCUCAAAAUCAGGAUUUGCAUUUAAACAGAAAUUCUACGUUUUAUAUUUUUCAAAAUAUUAAAACUUUUACAUUUAUCGGGUAACAUGAACUAUAAACACAAAUACUUAUUAGGUGCACGAUAUUAUAUUUUAACUUUAAUUUUAUAUUUUCAUUAUAACAAUACACACUGUUGUUUUUAUGGUUACAGUUUUUGUUGAUCUAUCGUAAAGCGUACGACGGAUCAUUGCCCGAGGACUGCGGUCUCAACGAGUUGGCUCGACUGACGGAAAUCGAUGUGGUCGAAGUCGGCGUGAUCGGCGCUAAAGAAUUUUUCGAAGCCAAAGUAAGCAACACAGAAAAUUACCGUUUUCUGCCGUGUUUAAAAUUCGAUUCCUCACCGAUUCUAUUCUAUAAGUUCCCAAUUCUUAUUUUUAAUUUGAACCUAGAAACGCAGGCUCCCAGUUAUCGCCAUUCUAUAAUGAUAGAAGAUAAUGAACUAUACCCGUAUAUGUUCGCAGAUCGAGUACCAGGGCAUCGCCAACCGGUUUGAGUACGAGCUACGGAAAGAGAUGGAGGAGAAGAAACGGUUGGAGGACGAGCUGUCCAAACGGAAAAUCGCGUUCAAAGAGAAGACUGCCAUUUUCCAAUAAUUUGGUGGAAAAAACGAUAAACUCCCACCCCGCACCGCAGUUCAGUUUCCUAUUUAUAGAAUCUUCUUGCGGCCGUGACCGUAUACCAUUAACCAUAAUAUUAUUAAAUUGUUAUCCGUGUUGAGCGCGUGCGUGGGUUUUUUUACUUUAUUGAAAAUUAUUAUUUUAUAAUCGUAAUUAUUUAUUAUUAUUUAAAAUUCACCAUAAUAUUACGUACGUAUAUAUAUAUAUAUUAUUAUUAUCGAACACUGAUUGAAGUCGUUUUAGGAAAAAUUGUUGUUUUUUUUUUUCAUUUCUUAUUAGGUACUACCAUAAUGUUGUUUUGUAAAUGAUAAGUUUUUAAUUUUUACUAGAGAGACUAAAUCCAGUCUCUCUACUUUUUACUAUAAAAUUUGAAAUCUGUGUCUAACUGAAUUUUAAUAAAAUGUAAAAUAUGUAAGUACUACCAUUAAUUUGGAUUUUUUUUUUUAAGCUGAUAUGCGCUAAUUAUAUUAAAUUUUAACUGCAUUGUGUGGUAAUACGUAUUUAAUUAUAUACUAAGGUAUUAGGUAUACAUAUACACUUACAGAA
Molecule: messenger RNA, 28681 nt
Organism: Cinara cedri
Lineage: Eukaryota; Metazoa; Arthropoda; Insecta; Hemiptera; Aphididae
Source: the annotation of a GenBank genome assembly